This is a messenger RNA of Protobothrops mucrosquamatus (brown spotted pit viper), 714 nucleotides long. RefSeq names its product thiosulfate sulfurtransferase like domain containing 3 (gene TSTD3). Bases 51 to 632 code for a protein of 193 amino acids. Lineage: Eukaryota; Metazoa; Chordata; Lepidosauria; Squamata; Viperidae. Gene Ontology annotation, cellular component: mitochondrion. The transcript is spliced from 4 exons. The record is from RefSeq and is a predicted model, not a curated record. Gene Ontology annotation, molecular function: thiosulfate-cyanide sulfurtransferase activity.
CUGGGCGGUGGCCUUCAAACGAGGCGGAUAGUUCUGCAGCAGUAGGAAGCAUGCAAGGAUGUUGCAGACAGCUGGUUCAAUUAACGUUUGGUUUAAUUACGCAGCCGGCUGCAAGAAGGCUAAGCGGCUACGGUGGACGAAAGAUAAGCCAGCUGACAUGGAGCCACCGUGAGAGAGUCCUGCAUAGAUUUGAAUCGGAGGCUGGCAUUGGUCCCCUUUGCCCUUCAGGCUAUCCAAAAAACGAGAGACAACUCGUUCGCCACUUUUGCACAACUGAGGAUCAUAGUGUCGUCUCCUACCAACAACUCAGAGAUUUGUUGGAAUCAAAGGCCAUCCGACUUAUUGAUGUUAGAGAAAAAUGGGAAAUUGCAGAGCAUGGAAAAAUUCCUGGAUCAAUCAGUAUUCCAUUGGGAGAAGUGAUGGAAGCUUUACAGAUGGACUCAGUAUAUUUUAAAGAGAAAUACAAUCAAGAUAUGCCUUAUAAAUCGGAUCAUGUAGUGUUUUCCUGUCUUGCUGGGGUGAGAAGCAAACAGGCUCUGGCUGUUGCGAAAUCAUUGGGUUUCAGCAGAGUUCAGCAUUACCCUGGUGGCUUCAAUGAAUGGCUGGAGUAUGAAUGUUCAAAGAAGAAAUGAUAUCUGGAAUGCACAAUUUGUAUGUAUUCUGAAAACGCAGAUGUCUAUAGCUAAUUCUAUUUAAUAAAAGGGCAGCAAGGUA